Molecule: messenger RNA, 971 nt
Organism: Camellia sinensis
Lineage: Eukaryota; Viridiplantae; Streptophyta; Magnoliopsida; Ericales; Theaceae
Product: transcription factor ORG2
Biological process (GO): regulation of transcription by RNA polymerase II
Cellular component (GO): RNA polymerase II transcription regulator complex
Molecular function (GO): RNA polymerase II transcription regulatory region sequence-specific DNA binding; DNA-binding transcription factor activity, RNA polymerase II-specific; protein dimerization activity
Source: RefSeq, a predicted model, not a curated record
UCUUAUCAAACUAACUUUCAACCCUUCCAAAACAAACUAACAAACACCAAUAUGCUAGCUUUGUCCUCUUCUAUGUUUUCAACCUUUGGGUGGCCCUUAGAGGAGGACCUCAUAAGCCAUGAACAACACAACAACAACAACAACACUAUCUUCUACAUAGAAGCAGAAACUUCAGAUCAAUCUUUUCUUCACUUUCCUCCUCCUCCUAAUUUGUCUCAGCCCUUAGCAAAUUCAAGUGAAUUCAAGCUUUCAAACGAAGUUUUUGGAGAUGCAACAAUGGCUAAAAAGCUUAACCAUAAUGCAAGCGAACGUGAUCGUCGUAAGAAGAUUAACAGUUUGUACUCUUCCCUCCGCUCUCUCCUUCCUGCAGCUGAUCAAACGAAGAAGCUAAGUAUCCCAACCACAGUAUCACAUGUAUUAAAAUACAUACCAGAGCUACAAAGUGAAUUGGAAAGACUGGUUCUGAAGAAGGAAGAGCUAAUUUCAAGGAUUAAUUCUAGGCAACGAGAAGAUUUAUUAUCUCAUAUUGAUAUUGAAAAGAAAAGAAAAUGUGCAACUGGGAGCCCUUUAUCUGCUGUUUCAGCAAGUCCACUUGGAGAUAGAGAAUUUGUGAUUCAGAUUUGCACAGUUAAGCUCAAUAAUAGUCCACUCUCUGAGAUUCUGCUAAAUUUGGAGAUGGAUUAUGGACUACUUCUGUUGAAUGCCUCUUGCUUUGAAUCUUUUGGAGAGAGGGUUUUCUACAAUCUCCAUCUUCAGGUGCAAGGAAACCAAAGGGUGGAGAUUGAAACGUUAAGAGAGAAACUCUUGUUCUUGUAUGAAAAGAGUGGAGAACUUUUUUCUUGAGUUUUUGGCCCUCGACAAAUGUAAUAAGAGGUUCUUGUAAAUUUUUAAAAUCAUGCAAGAAAAUGUACAAAGUAUGACAAUAAAGAAGACAAAACAUUACUAGUUUUUAUGAAAGUUCACUUUCUUAA